AUGGCGUCUGAGUUCGGUUUCCACGUGGCUGAUUAUGUUAUUUUUGCUGUAAUGAUCUCCUUCUCGAUAGGGAUAGGUGUGUAUUCCGCGUGUUCCGGGGGCGGACAGAAGACAACCUUGGAAUAUCUGGUCGGGAAUCGUCGACUGAAGAUGUUACCGGUCGCCGUUUCUCUUGUCGUAUCGUUUGAAUCGUCCAUAUUGGUACUGGGCUUCCCCGCUGAAGUUUACAUCUACGGGGGAGACCUCUUCUGGACUAGUGUUGGGUUAAUGAUAGCAAUGUUGGUAGCCACAAGGGUUGUAGCUCCACUGUUUCAUCCUCUCAAGAUCACGAGUGUAUUUGAGUAUUUUGAACUCCGAUACAAAAGCAGAGCACCCCGUUCAUUGGGAACAGUCAUCGGAAUGUUAUAUUACAUAUUUUAUAUGGGUAUCGUUCUCUAUGGACCUGCUAUCGCUUUGGAAGCAGUGACAGACUUUCCGUUCUGGGCCUCUGUAUUUAUUGUGGCCGGGACAGCUAUCAUCUAUACCUCUAUCGGUACAACCGAUAUAGGAAAUUUCGGGAAGGUGUUACAAAUUAACACCGACAAUCUACGUAUUAACUAUUUCAACUUUGACCCUGAUCCGACGGUUCGGCAUACAUUUUGGCCACUCCUUUUAGGAUCAAUUGUUGGGUAUUUCGGCAUGACAUUCAACCAAGCAACGGUUCAGCGUAUCAGUUCUGUCAAGACGUUGUCAGAGGCAAAAAAAAUUCUCUAUUUCGCCGGCCCAGCUUUCCUAGUGUUUGGUGUUAUUGUAAAUAUUGAAGGAUUAGUUAUGUUUGCCUACUUCAACACUGUGGGCUGUGAUCCGAUCGAGGCUGGUAUCAUCAAGAACGCUAACCAGCUGCUACCUUAUAUGGUGGUGAGAGUGUUCCACGGACUUCCUGGACUUGCCGGGCUGUUCCUCGCUUCAUUGUUUAGUGCUUCCCUUAGCACGAUAUCAUCAGGGCUAAGUUGUCUUAGCGCCCAGACAGUUGAAGACUUCAUUAAGCCAAACUAUAAGGAUAUGUCCGACGGAAAAGCUACUGCCAUAGCGAAGAUGACAGGUAGGCGUCAUAUUUGA
This is a messenger RNA of Pecten maximus, 1098 nucleotides long. Its product is annotated as sodium-coupled monocarboxylate transporter 2-like. Bases 1 to 1098 code for a protein of 365 amino acids. Gene Ontology annotation, molecular function: symporter activity. Gene Ontology annotation, cellular component: membrane. The record is from RefSeq and is a predicted model, not a curated record. Gene Ontology annotation, biological process: transmembrane transport; sodium ion transport. The transcript is spliced from 11 exons. Lineage: Eukaryota; Metazoa; Mollusca; Bivalvia; Pectinida; Pectinidae.